GAUAGUGCCCCAAACAAACAGUCCUGUCGCUGCGCCCGUGGAUGUUGAUAAGAAUGAAUGUUUCGUUUUGAGAACAACGAUGAUCUCGGUGAGUUACAUUCUGCUGUGCGGACAGUUCCUCCUGCUGCUGACCGUCAUUCUGUUACAAUGUCUGGGUGGAAUUCAUUCCCACAACUCCUCCACCACCGAGACCCCUGCUUCCUCUCCGGCCCGGGGAGCCACCGGGUUCCCGUUCAGCGAGCAGCCGCCCGACCCGGUGAAGUACGAGAUCCCGGUGGACACUGAGAACGACACCGAGACGUACGAGUACAGACCCCUGUCCCCCGUGGUCCUCUGCAGCUAUCUACCUGAUGAGUUUGUCUACUGUCAGGACCCUGUGGAUCACGCAGGAAACUACAGUGCUCUGCAGGAUUUGGGCCACGGUUGUGUCGGGUGGGGCGGCCAGACUCAGAAAGAAGUGAACCUCACUCGUGUGAUAUGCACUGCACUCGAUGAUAUAGAGUGUGCCGGAUCCAGAGAGUUCCUGAGAGGAGAAGUGCCCUGCAUCAAAUACACUGGACACUACUUCAUCACCACGCUGCUGUACUCCUUCUUCCUGGGUUGUUUCGGGGUUGAUCGCUUCUGCCUUGGUCACACCGGCACCGCUGUGGGGAAGCUGCUCACCCUGGGAGGCCUGGGGAUCUGGUGGUUUGUCGACUUGAUUCUGCUCAUCACCGGCGGCCUGAUGCCUAGUGAUUACAGCAACUGGUGCACAUACUACUGACACCAAAAGAAUGGUGUUACCAAGGACUCUGACCACCUCCCGGUUCGAUCAAUUUAAUAUUGAGUCCGAGGACCUGCUGAGUAGUCCGGGGAAAAAUUAUCUUAUUCAAAUUGAAUUCACUUGAAAUUUACGACCUUAAAAAGAAAAGACCUCCGAAUGACUCUCCAGGCAGAUUCUCAGUCCAUUCUUUUUAGUACUAAAUCGUAAAAAUAAGGUCACCUUGGUUUGUUCAAUUAGCCUGAGCCACAGAAAAAAGUGAUUUAUCGUCGCCUUUUAGUUCUGAUCUGUUUGGUUUCUUCACAUUGAUUUAUUACAAACAAACCUACAUAUCAACAGGAAGUCACAUGGACUGACAGAUAGCUUAUUGAUUGGACAGUUUUGGCAUCUGUCAUCCUGCAUCAUCAGGAAUGCGGUGACCCACAUGGAAAAUUAAAUUGAAAAAAAAAACAUGACGGCUGAGCUUAUGUCUGUACUUCCUGUGUGGCUGCUGUGAUUCAUUCUGUAAUUCAUGAUGAGGACACAAGCAGAGUUCACCUUCUAACAUUAAUGUAUACGCUGCGCAUGAGAAUACUUUCUGAAAAGUUCAAGGUCUGUAGAACUGCUGAAUUAUAAUUGUGUUUAGUGUUUAUAUCAAUGCUAAAAUCACAUAUCUGCAUUUAUAAACUCAUAAAACCACAAACUAACUGCAAACACUGUACAGUCCACAGAGCCCCUGCUUAGGUGUGACUAAUUCUAAGUAGUGUGAAAGAUUGUGUGGACGUAGCUGGACUCUAGGUGACUGGUGCGGUACAGAGGCAAGAUGACCAACCAGAGGACUUUGUUAUCGUAGACGCCAUGUCAGAGGUUUUAAAGUGGGAGGAGGGCCACCCCACAGUUUCAGGGGAGGCUCUGGGAAUGGAAGUAAUCUGGUCAAAGAGAGAGCGUUUUUUUAUGUGUCUUUUCACACAUUGCCAGAGUCAGAAACUCAUAGAUGCCUCAGGAAAGUUAUUAAGAUGAGGUGAGUAGUUUUUUUUUUAGAGGAGGCAUUGUGUUAUCUUAGCAGCAAUUCCUGGAAUGCUGCCAACUGUUAUCAAGUUAUCCUGUUUAAGCAGCAUAUAUAAAAAAAACAAUGUGGUAGUGCUGAUGAUGAUGACUGUCCAAUCAACAAAUAAUCUAUCAAUCAUGUUCACUUCUCUUGGUUUGUUGUAUUUAACGAGAAUAGUUUUUCCUAGAUUGAGUGUUGACCUGACCUAUAAUCUCUCAGAACAUUUUUACGGCAGAUAGUUAAGCAUGUCCUGCUUUGUUUUCCACAUCUUGGAGAGUUUUGGGUAAAAAAACACAAUUUUGUCUUGAUAAACUCCUUAUUCUGCAAAGUUCACAUAACAUAGCUGACAUCGUCUGAUCAUUUUCAGGAUUAUGCAUGUCAACCGAAAAUCCUCCUCUCCACUUGAACUUGGAGCAGUGAUUAUAGAACCAUUGUACAGCCUGAGGGCAACAUCCUACAAGACUCAUUAUCCGUGCUUUCCUCCUCCUUUCCCAAGUAGCACGGCUUCGGCUCUUCACGGUCUUCUGCUGCUGGAGGCGAUCACAUUUUUGAACUUCUCUGUUGAUCUCCUGCCUUCAACUGUAUUUAGACUGAUCACUUUUCAGCAUCGAGCAAGUUAGAACGCAGAACUACAAAUGGAUGGUGAUCACAUAACUGAGGUGCUGAUUUAGUAGUUUUGAGACGUGGAAAGCAGAAUCUUCCUCUAUCGAAAAAACAAAAACCUUACUUCUGAGCUGUGUGGAAGCACUUCUCUCCUUAGCAUUCAGGAGUUGAGCUUGGCCCUGUCCAAAUGUCUGAAACUUUAUCAAAUUCAGAUUUUCAUCAGCUUAUUCCAGCUAAGCUCAGAUCUCGCGUUAAAUAUUAAAAUCCUCACCUUUUAUCCUGCUUUGUUAAAUUCCUCGUUUUAACCCAAGUGGAAGGUUUAUGUGCUUUUCAUAAACCUUCCACUUGGAGCAGGUUUCAUUACCCAAGGAUCCAUAAAAACCCUUUGAGGUGUUGUCAUAAAAGGUUGAAGGAGACAUGAUCGUCAACGUGUCGACCGCUGUCAUCCUGCAGCAGCAAUUUGCUUUUAGCAGGCAAUAUAUUUUCAGGCGACUAAACAUCUUUUGGAGAGGGGGAGCAGUAAAUUGCAGCUUUCCAUAUUGCAAUUUUCCAUUUAAUUCACAAAGUGUUAAUGCAAGCUGAAACAAAUAUAGUUUAUAGUUAUAGAGUUUUUCCAUGUCCGAGGUCUUGUCUUCAAUCUGAAUGUAUUGUUUUUUCUUUGUUAAAUCCAAACCCAGAUCCGCUGAGUCGCCCUGCAUUUGUAUAAAACAUGGUGUGUGGUGAACCCUUAAUGUUGUGCUUUGUAAAAUACUGUAUAUAAUAUCGACCUGCCCAGCAGAAGCUUUGUUUUAUAUUCUUUAACUUUAAUCCACUGUACUAUUUAUCAUUGCCUUAUGUUUUUGUGUUGAGGCAUACAUGUUCCUGGGAGCAUAGAGUUUUUUUUUGUCCUCUGGUAAAUUUGUGUAAUUUUUUUCAACUUCUGCUAAAAUAAAAAUAGGCUAAGCUUUGUCCUUAACUUUUUUAUUAAAACUACACACAUGCUCCAGGAAGAGUAUCUCCCCUGUAACAAUGCAGAGGAAGGAGUGUUGUAUUAAAACUGUCAUUAUGACUCAAUAAAAAGUAUCAGGUA
Molecule: messenger RNA, 3459 nt
Organism: Platichthys flesus (European flounder)
Lineage: Eukaryota; Metazoa; Chordata; Actinopteri; Pleuronectiformes; Pleuronectidae
Gene: tm2d2
Product: TM2 domain containing 2
Exons: 4
Coding region: 80-763 (227 amino acids)
Source: RefSeq, a predicted model, not a curated record